Molecule: messenger RNA, 1987 nt
Organism: Vigna radiata var. radiata (mung bean)
Lineage: Eukaryota; Viridiplantae; Streptophyta; Magnoliopsida; Fabales; Fabaceae
Product: homeobox protein knotted-1-like 1
Exons: 5
Coding region: 485-1633 (382 amino acids)
Biological process (GO): regulation of DNA-templated transcription
Cellular component (GO): nucleus
Molecular function (GO): DNA binding; DNA-binding transcription factor activity, RNA polymerase II-specific
Source: RefSeq, a predicted model, not a curated record
AAGAAAGUCUUGUCAACAACCCCCAACACGGAGCCAUUACCGGUUUCUACCACUCUUUCUUUCUUUCUUUUUUUCCCUUUCUUUCUUCUCUUCUCCUCUCACUCACCCUCCGUACAAAACAUCAUGUGAGAGUUUCGCUGGUUUCUAUCCUCUCCUCGCUGUCCAUACCCCAAAUUUGCAAGUGCAACCAUCUUUGUCACAGUUUCUUCACUUCACCACCUUAAACUUUUUCCUACCUCCUUGGACCCCAACAAAAAAAAAAAAAAAACACAUCACAUAAGUGCUGCUGAUGAUAGCUAUGUGUGGCCCUCAGACCUUACAACCAUUCAUUACCAAUCCCUUUGCUAUUUUAGGGUUGUGCAGCCCUUAGGGUUUUCUUGUUCCUCACUCCCAAAAUUGAGCACCACUUGCUGUUGAAGCUCUUGUUCAGCUUGCUUAAUUAGCUGAGUGGGAGGGCUUUCUGUUUCCCUGAUUUCACAGAUUAAUGGAGGAAUACACUAAUAACAAUCACUUGAGUGAAAACACUGCUCCAAGUCCAAGUCCAAGGCCUAAUUUCUUGUACUCUCCCCCCAGUGGUGGAAACCAUAGCCAUAGCCAUAACCAUCAUCAGUUUCCAAUCAACACCUUCCAUCUUCAAUCGGGUGGAUCAGAUCAUUGCUUUCAGUCUGAUCAAGUGGCACCACACCCUUCUGUGAAAACCGAAGCCAGCACUUCUCAGCUCCACGCUCCUAUUUUCCACUACCCUUUAAUGAGAGGUACCCUUCACAACAACACGACCACCACUAUGCAUCAUCAUCCCCAUCAACAAGGAGGGAGUCCUACAACCUCCACCACCGAAGUUGAAGCCAUAAAAGCUAAAAUCAUUGCUCACCCUCAGUAUUCCAAUCUUUUGGAAGCUUAUAUGGAUUGCCAAAAGAUAGGAGCUCCACCUGAAGUGGUGGCGCGUAUGGUUGCGGCAAAGCAAGAGUUUGAGGCACGGCAAAGAUCCUCAGGUGGUUCCAGGGAUACUUCAAAAGACCCUGAACUCGAUCAAUUCAUGGAAGCAUACUAUGACAUGCUUGUGAAGUAUAGAGAGGAAUUAACAAGGCCUAUUCAAGAAGCCAUGGAUUUCAUGCGAAGGAUAGAAACUCAGCUAAAUAUGCUAUGCAAUGGACCCGUCAGGAUCUUCUCUGCAGAAGAUAAAUGUGAAGGGGUUGGUUCAUCAGAUGAGGAUCAAGAGAACAGUGGAGGAGAAACAGAACUUCCAGAGAUUGAUCCUCGAGCAGAAGAUCGUGAGCUUAAAAACCACUUACUGAGAAAGUACAGUGGUUAUUUGAGUAGCCUUAAGCAAGAACUUUCCAAGAAGAAAAAGAAAGGGAAACUCCCCAAAGAUGCAAGGCAAAAGCUACUUAACUGGUGGGAAUUACAUUACAAAUGGCCAUAUCCUUCGGAAUCAGAGAAGGUAGCAUUGGCUGAAUCAACUGGUUUGGACCAAAAGCAAAUAAAUAACUGGUUCAUAAACCAAAGAAAGAGGCACUGGAAACCAUCUGAAGACAUGCAAUUUAUGGUGAUGGAUGGUCUGCAUCCCCAAAGUGCAACUCUCUACAUGGAUGGUCAUUACAUGGCAGAUGCUCACUACCGUCUAGGGCCAUGACAUCACAUGGCCAUGCUAUAUAUUUAUAUAUUAUUUUAUAUUUUUAUUAUUAUUAUUAUUAUUAUUAUUAUUAUUAUUAUUAUUAUUAUUAUUAUUAUUAUUUAAAUGCAAUGUAUGAGUUUCUGAUUAACAAAGAGACUGUGACCAAACUGGGUAGCAGUCAGCACUGUAGCUACUAGUUUCAGUGUCAAGCAUACCAUGAACAUUAAUGGUUUCUGCUUGUGAUUGUGCAGUGUGAUGAGUACUUUCAGUAGUUUGCCAUAGUGAUGUUCUACGUUCUAUUAAACAGUGAGACCUUUGCUUAUUAUAUAUUAUUUUCAGUAUAAUUAAUAUUGGCAGAGAUAAUUCAUGAGA